Babesia bovis T2Bo is the source of this 1125-nucleotide messenger RNA. Its product is annotated as sf-assemblin/beta giardin family protein. The transcript is spliced from 4 exons. Lineage: Eukaryota; Apicomplexa; Aconoidasida; Piroplasmida; Babesiidae. Bases 80 to 1117 code for a protein of 345 amino acids. The record is from RefSeq and is a predicted model, not a curated record. Gene Ontology annotation, molecular function: structural constituent of cytoskeleton.
AUUGCACAUUUUAGUAAAAAUAUAUUAUUAGCAUACACAUAACUAACAUAUCUUACAUCGUUUGAUCACAUGUGUAACGAUGUCUGAUAGCGAGUUGAUGAUAUCCCAGGGCAGCCAGUGCUCAAUGUCUGACUCCUCUUUCCUGGGUCUGGGUGAAUUAUCGGAGCCGCUUAGGACAACAGUAGUCCGCAACACACACACAUAUUCAAUUUUACCACCGGUUUCUUCUGGAGAAACUGGAUAUGUCUAUCGGUCGCCUACACUCCGUCAAACAUCUAAUGCACUGACUAUUGAGGGGUACUAUGCUCAGGAAAGCGAUAUAUUGCGCGAUCUGUCGCCCGAAAGGGAGGCUAAAGACCCUCGCUUUCAGGGAACAACAAAAUCAAAGCUUUCUAUACUGACUGAGAAAUUACAAGGGUUUGAACGUCAGAUGGAGUUUCACGCUAAGCAGCGUAGGAUGCACGAGGAACAGCGAUUUCUAAAAAUAAGUGAAUCUCUAUGCAACCUUGAUGAAUCGAUAACCCAGGAGUCCAAGCGACGUUUGGAAACUAUCAAGGCACUCCAUGGUGUAUUCGACAGCAAAAUAGUAUCGGUGCAAACUAAUAUAGAGAAUUUGUUCAACGACAAGUUUGACCGUUUGGAAAGCGUGAUGAAGUCACUCACGGAACGUAUCGAUGCCAUUAGCAACCAGAGUGAGGAUAACGAAAAGAUUUUACAAGACAACCUUGAGAACAACUGUGUUGCAUUGGAAAAGAAUUUGGCCACCGUACAGAAACUCUUCGAAUCUGAGAAACUGGCUCGCCAAGAACGCGAGGAGCAUAUAAUGAAGAGGAUGACAGAACUUGAAAUGCAAACUGCAAAUGCCGUUGGGAAGGAGAUGCAGAACGUAGAAAAGCAAUACCAGGACUUUAAAACCGAAUUGGAUGGACUUAAGCGUCAAAGUGAGUCUCGUGAAAAGGAAAUCAAGGAGAAGGUACUCAACAAACUAGCUUCCCUGAGCAAUGAAUUAACUGCCGAGGCCUGUGCCCGUGAAAAUGCAGACAACAUCAUGACCCAGGCCCUACAUUGCUAUAUGAAAGUUAUCGCAGACGUUUCAAAGUUGCCAUACAGCGAAUAAAGCGUCAC